Trichechus manatus latirostris (Florida manatee) is the source of this 1698-nucleotide messenger RNA. RefSeq names its product cathepsin A (gene CTSA). Gene Ontology annotation, molecular function: serine-type carboxypeptidase activity. Gene Ontology annotation, biological process: proteolysis. Lineage: Eukaryota; Metazoa; Chordata; Mammalia; Sirenia; Trichechidae. The transcript has 15 exons. The coding region runs from base 48 to 1478 and encodes 476 amino acids. The record is from RefSeq and is a predicted model, not a curated record.
CUACUCGCCAGGCGCCUCUUGGAGAGUAAAGACGUGGGGGAGCAGAGAUGUUCAGAGCUGCGCUAUCCCUGCCGUCCCUACUGCUGCUGCUCCUGUCCUGGGUGCCCCGAAGCGAGGCAGCUCCCCAGCAGGACGAGAUCCAGUUCCUCCCCGGGCUCGCCAAGCAGCCGAGUUUCCGCCAAUACUCCGGCUACCUCCACGGCUCCGGCUCCAAGCGCCUGCAUUACUGGUUUGUGGAGGCCCAGAAGGAUCCCAAGAGCAGCCCUGUGGUGCUGUGGCUCAACGGAGGGCCAGGCUGCAGCUCCCUCGGUGGGUUCCUCACAGAGCAUGGCCCCUUCCUGAUCCAGCCAGAUGGUGUUACCCUGCAGUACAACCCCUAUUCUUGGAACCUGAUUGCCAACAUGUUGUACCUCGAGUCCCCAGCCGGGGUGGGCUUCUCCUACUCUGAUGACAAGUAUUAUGUGACCAACGACACUGAAGUUGCUCAGAGCAAUUAUGAGGCCCUUAAAGAUUUCUUCUGCCUCUUUCCGGAGUACAAGGACAACGAGCUUUUCCUGACAGGAGAGAGCUAUGGCGGCGUCUACAUCCCCACCCUGGCGGUGUUGGUCAUGCAGGACCCCAGCUUGAACCUGCAGGGGCUGGCUGUGGGCAAUGGACUCUCCUCCUAUGAGCAGAACGACAACUCCCUGGUCUAUUUCGCCUACUACCACGGUCUCCUGGGGAACAGUCUCUGGUCUUCUGUCCAGACCCACUGCUGCUCUGAAAACAAGUGUAACUUCUAUGACAACAAAGACCCAGAAUGCGUGACCCAGCUUAACGAAGUGUCCCGCAUCGUGGGGCAAUCUGGCCUCAACAUCUACAACCUCUAUGCCCCCUGUGCCGGGGGAGUGCCUGGCCAUAUCAGAUACGAGAAGAACACCAUGGUGGUCCAUGAUUUGGGCAACAUCUUCACUCGCCUCCCACUCAAGCGGACGUGGCAUCAGGUACUGCUGCAAUCUGGAGGUAGGACACGCCUGAACCCCCCCUGCAUCAACAGCACAGCCCUGUCCACCUACCUCAAUAACCCUUACGUGCAGAAGGCCCUGCACAUCCCCGACCAGCUGCCCCAGUGGGACCUGUGCAACCUCCUGGUGAAUGUGCAGUACCGCCGCAUCUACCAAACCAUGAACACCCAGUACCUCAAGCUGCUCAGCUCACAGAAAUACCGGAUCUUGAUAUACAAUGGAGAUGUAGACAUGGCCUGCAAUUUCAUGGGGGAUGAGUGGUUUGUGGAUUCUCUAAACCAGAAGAUAGAGGUGCAGCGGCGGCCCUGGUUAGUGGGCUAUGGGGACAGCGGGGAGCAGAUUGCUGGCUUCGUGAAGGAGUUCUCCCACAUGGCCUUUCUCACCGUCAAGGGCGCUGGACACAUGGUCCCCACCGACAAGCCCCAGGCUGCCUUCACCAUGUUCUCCCGCUUCCUGAACAAGAAGCCAUACUGAUGACCUCAGGGACCAGCCCCCCACUGCCUGAUCCAGCCCUCCCAGCCCCUCCCCUAGGAGAGAGGGCCUCCUUUACACACACGCCUCUGGGGGCAGGCCCCUGCCUCCACAAACCACCCUCCUUCCCAGGCCCUGAGCAUCCCAGAGGGGCACAGCACCUCAUGUAGACAACCCGGGGUAGUUAGCACUUUAUUCCUGCAGUAGACCCUGACUUGGGGGG